This is a messenger RNA of Sturnus vulgaris (Common starling), 428 nucleotides long. The record is from RefSeq and is a predicted model, not a curated record. NCBI's taxonomy places the organism in Eukaryota, Metazoa, Chordata, Aves, Passeriformes, Sturnidae.
AUGGCGGCGGAGCCGGUGGAGCUGCACAAGCUGAAGCUGGCUGAGCUCAAGCAGGAGUGCCUGGCCCGGGGCCUGGAAGCCAAAGGCAACAAACAGGACCUGAUCCAUCGACUCCAGGCCUACCUGGAGGAGCACGCUGAGGAAGAGCCCAACGAGGAGGACGUGCUGGGAGAGGAGAUUGAGGAAAAUUCCCCCAAAUCCCCCCAAAUCCCCCAAUCCCCAAUGCCCGUGUUCCCUUUCCGUGUUUCUCAGAGGAUGCAGAAAAGAGCCGAGAGGUUCAACGUCCCCAUCAGCCUGGAGAGCAAAAAGGCGGCCAGGGCGAUAAACCUGGAAAAGCUCAAGGAAAGGGCCCAGAGGUUUGGCCUCAACGUCUCCUCCCUCUCCAAAAAGAGUGAGGAGGAUGAGAAGCUGAAGAAGAGGAAGGAAAG